UUUCCCCAAAUGAUUCCACCCUAUCUGCUUAAGUAGCAGAAACAAUCUCAUGAUAAGUUCUUAUUUGCUGUAAAAAUGAGUGUUGAAUGGUGAGAAUCUAAGAUGGAAUGGGAUAAACUUUGGUGGGCCUCAACUGUUAAAAAGCUUUGUGACAUGUUUGGCUUUAGUAAUUGAGUUUUUUGUUUUGUUAUCCAUCAGAAUACUCAUUUUUUUCCCCUUAUUAUCCCUCAUGGACUUCUGGGUUGUUCCCUCUUUGUUUGCUACCUUCCAAUGUCCCUUUCAAAUUUCGCAAUUCAAAGCUUUAAUUACCACUUUGUUUAUGUCAUGACUGUAUUAAUUUCCAUUGCCUCACAGAAAACUGACAAUUUAUUUAUUAUUAUUAUUAUUAUUAGUAUUAUUAUUAUAUUAAAUUAUUUGAUAUUAUGGCAUUCAGAUAUUUCUCAUGGUCCAACUGAACUCUGUUGCCUUUUCGUUCUUUCAAUAGGUCAGCCGUUCACAAGAGUCGAGUUCCUGUGCUGUGGAGCAAAUCAACACUGAGAAGUCCUCUUCUACUUUACAGGUUUUUGUUACUUUUUCUCUAGGCUGCUCUCUGGUUUCAACUUGCUCGAAGAUUUCUCUUCGUGUUUCCGUCUUCCUGAAUUCGAAGUAAUUUCUGAGAUCUGAAGCCUUUAUCUACUUCCCCAAUCUGAAUCUCCGUUAUCAGUUACAUCUACGUGAGAUAGGACAAAAUCCCAAUUCCAAAAAUCAGUUCUAGAAACUCAGUCCUCUCUUAGAUUUAGGAAACAAAAAAAUUGUAUAGAUAGAAACCUCAAUUGUAGAACACUAGGUGAGUAAAGUUGGUCCUUUUCUUCUUCUUCCGGUGGCUAAUUCUGCUCAGCAGACUUAAACAAGGCCAGAUGACUGUUGAUGAAGCAGGAAGUAGCUCCUUGUGGAGUCUAGAACAGGACAAGGCAUUUGAGAAUGCACUUGCAAGUCAUCCCGAGGAUGAUUCGGAUCGGUGGGAGAAAAUUGCAGUCGAUGUACCAGGGAAAACCGUAGAAGAGAUUAAACAUCACUAUGAGCUUUUAGUUGAGGAUGUUAAUCUAAUUGAAUCGGGUUGUGUGCCUCUCCCUUCCUAUAGUUCUUCUUCAGAUGGUUCAGCUAGCCAUGCUGGUGAUGAAGGAACAACUAAGAAGAAUGGUCAUUUUGGGCACUGUAAUGGUGAUUCAAAUCAUGGAAGUAAGACUUCGAGGUCAGAUCAAGAACGCCGUAAAGGGAUUGCUUGGACAGAGGAUGAACACAGAUUGUUUCUACUUGGUCUCGAUAAAUACGGGAAAGGAGACUGGCGGAGUAUAUCCCGAAACUUUGUUGUGACAAGAACACCAACACAAGUGGCAAGCCAUGCACAAAAAUACUUCAUCCGUUUGAACUCGAUGAACAAAGAAAGGAGGCGGUCCAGCAUCCACGAUAUUACCAGUGUUACGAACGGAGAUAUCUCGGCCACUCAAGGGCCGAUCACUGGUCAAGCAAAUGGCUCUGGAGCAACUCCCUCUGGGAAACCAACAAAACAGCCUCAAUCUGCAGCUGGUCCUCCUGGUGUGGGAAUGUAUAGUGGUCCAACAAUGGGGCAGCCAGUGGGCAGUCCGCUCGUCUCAGCUGUUGGCACCCCUGUCAGUCUUCCUGCUCCUGCUCAUAUGGCAUAUGGAGUCCGAGCUCCAGUGCCCGGCACGGUGGUUCCCGGUGCACCUGUAAACAUGGGUCCGAUGACAUAUCCAAUGCCUCACACAUCUGCUCAUAGGUAAUAUACAAAUUAUUGGAUGCUGGGAAUGCCAUUUUUUUUUUCUUUCUUUCAAUUAUCUUCUCUAAUUGGCAAUGGAAAAAUAAAGCCAUAAUGGAGGAAAUUUACAAGUUUCUGUAUAGGCAGUAGGCAGCUAUGGAACAAAAAAUGGUAAGCAGUUAUGAAUGAAUAGGACAUCUUCUGUUAGAUCUCUCUUUUUCUUUCUGUGGGUUGAAAAAACUUCAAUUCCCAUUAUUUGUGAUAGAGGUAGAAGCCUUUUUUCUUACAAAAAUUUGAAGUAAUGUUCAUAAAGGUUCAGGUUUAAAAUAUUUUAUUACAAAGCAGAAUUAAUGUUUGGGUCUUGUGAUCUUCUUGUAGUAUUCCAGUGUUUAUUGCUGUUUCCAAACAGUUUCUGAGAAUAAUAAUGAAGAGCUGAGCUGAGACAUCAAUUUUACUU
Molecule: messenger RNA, 2213 nt
Organism: Benincasa hispida (wax gourd)
Lineage: Eukaryota; Viridiplantae; Streptophyta; Magnoliopsida; Cucurbitales; Cucurbitaceae
Source: RefSeq, a predicted model, not a curated record